Phytophthora nicotianae INRA-310 is the source of this 246-nucleotide messenger RNA. RefSeq lists its product as hypothetical. Bases 1 to 246 code for a protein of 81 amino acids. The transcript has a single exon. The record is from RefSeq and is a predicted model, not a curated record. Lineage: Eukaryota; Oomycota; Peronosporomycetes; Peronosporales; Peronosporaceae.
AUGGAGUUCUGUGCGGAGCAUGUCAGACAAGCCGCAGAUGGAAGCCAUUUGAUCGACCCCCUGCUCGACGUCGUUCAUAUCGGCGAGAAAUGGUUUGACAUCAAGAAGGUCGGACAGAAUGUGUCUAGCCUGACCGGCAAGGACGAUGUCCUGACUGCAGAAUCGCCGGUAUAUUACGCACAGAGCAAGCGUCAUUUGAUUAAAGUGAUGUUCUUGAGCGCUGUCGCCUGUCCAGUAGGAGAUUAG